Messenger RNA from Cuscuta epithymum, 6378 nucleotides. NCBI's taxonomy places the organism in Eukaryota, Viridiplantae, Streptophyta, Magnoliopsida, Solanales, Convolvulaceae. The record is from the annotation of a GenBank genome assembly.
UUCUAAAGCGUGGAAGACAGUUACUCGUCGUGCUUAUUCCGUUGCUACAGGUCGAGCGUUGCUUUCCCUCAGUUAACGCCCGUCUGAUUUCCCUUAGCUGCUGCUCACCAACUGAAAAUAUCUCCCGCUUGGUUUCGCGUGAUGUAAAUCCCUCUGGCGCCCCUGCUCUCUGGACCGCACAGAUAUUCUAUCUGGUCUUACUCCUACGCUGUUAUUUGAUCUCGCCUCCUUCAGUUUGCCCGGCGCCUAGGACUCUGCCGUGCGGCAGAUAAUCCUUUUCCGACGGCAAAGGCUUAGGAGUUUGGAUGGCGUAUGAGCUGCUGCAAUGGAUAUCCAGACUUAGGGUUGAUUCUGAUUUCUGCACCAGUUUCACUCUGUUCUCCAUCUGUUCUACUACGCAUUAAUUUGAAUACACCUUCCGGUAUUUUCACCCCCUUCUUCCUAUACCAUAUUUCUUCAGUUUUUUGGUGACAUGAUUUCUAUUUCCUUUCGAUUCUCAUUAAUCAUAUUUUUGGAUAUGUGUUUAUGCGGCUGAAAUGUCAUUUGUCAAUUGUAUGUCACACAGAAAAGUUUCUGGUAUUGUAUUUUCAGAUUAUGAUUGUUUUCCUAUUUUGAUAUGUCUUAUUGAGGAUAUUGGAUUUGCAAUAACUCAUGUUUAUUUUGUGUAGGCCUGGUAAUCUUCUCUGGUUAAAUCUCUCGAUCCCCUUACUUCAUUUGAUUUUUUCUUCUAAAUUUUAUGUCAACAAUCAAUUUUGUUUUGAUUUCUUGCAGAUUCAGGUAAGCUUCCAUUUGUUUUUUCCUCAUUGAAUUUACUUGUGAAUUAUCUUCUUGUAUUGGAUUUUUAUUUCAAUAGUCCAAAUGAAUUUCAAAGUUGUUGAAUCUCAUAUUGAUAGAGCAUGUAGGUUCUGCUUAAUUGCUUUUGGGGAUUGAUAUUGGUUCCAACUAUUUGUUGGAGAGGAUCGUAUCUUUAUAUUAUCUAUGUACAUGUAAGAUUAAUUUUUUCUUUGUUUAUUCAAAUUUACUUUUUUUGUAGAUCUCUUACUCAUAAUGGGUUGAUAGGUUUCAAGAUGGAUGUUGGAAGGAUGCAAAUGCAGGCUUUACUUGGCUUUAAUACUCUGAAGAAAAUUGAGUUGAUGAGGCAAUUGUUGGUAGUAUUUAUUGUGCUUUUAACUGAUUAAUAGCCUAUUUGAGAAGUUUUUGCUGCAGCUUUUUCUUUUUGUGGUAACUUAUAGUCUCUCCAGAUGUUUCAGGGCUGUUAACUCACUAAUACUUGGGUUUUUGUGAGCUCGAGACUUAGUUAAAUGUUCGGAGACCUCCAAACAUGCAUCUUCCCUUCUCUCGCAUGCCUACCUCUCACAUACUCGGAUUUUAUAGCGUCUUUCAUUCACUCCACCAGCGGGUAAAUGGUCGUGAACGUACAUUGUCGCUAGCAAGCCAGUGCUCCAAACUACUCAACCUUGAACUACUUACUUAAUUGAUGUUAGUAGAUCAGUUUUGUUUUACUGUAACAAAGACUACUUAGAAUUAAUGAAAUAUCUUUUCAGGUAAUUUUUAAUUCCUUAUAACUAAUACUUGUACUACUUAAACAUUUGCUACUUGACAUACGUAUAUAUAACCUAAUCAACUAAGUUUAAGAUUUACUUUAGCUAUUGUUAUAACAAGUACGUAUAAAACCUAAUCAAAGGGUUUUAAAGUUUGUUAUUUUUAUUCUGUUUGAUUUUAGAUUUUGGAAAUGGAAAGGUGUUUAGUAGCUAUGUUUUUCUAACUGUUUUUAUUUUCUAAAUCUUUUCUAAAAAGGUGAUUUUGACUGAAAUCAUAUUAAAUUCUUUUAUAGUAAAAUAAAUUUGAUUACAGUUCCAAAAUUAGAGGCUAAAGACAUAGUAUUAAAACUUAGAUAUGAAAUGAAUCCUGAUUCCAGACAUUUGAAUCACAAUUGAUUUUAAGUAGGGGACUUCUUUCAAACCACGUAGUAAAAUUAAGUGAUAAGUACUUAUAAUCCAGGUACUAUUAAGCAGAUGAGUUCUUUUAAAUCACUUAGUAAAAUUUGAAAAGAAAGAAGUCACCUGGUACUAUUAGAGGCAUCAAACAUACUUAACAUCUAUACACCUAUCUCAAUUUAGAUACACCUAAGUACAAGACUGCUUUAAAUCAGGCCAAUUUCACUCAAUGAGAAAUUUUUCCUACUCUUAAUGAAAUGUUUUUUCUGAAUUGGAGUUAUGCUUGCUUACUGCUGUUAUGCUCUUUGAACUUUGUAAGUUUACUAAUGUUUUGUUUGUUGCAUAGUAGAGACAUAAGAAACUGUAGUGAUUGGUCUUUUCAACAUGAUCUUUUUUGGUGCUCCUGGGGGUAGCAGAGGCUCUGCAGAAUUUGAAACUCUGACUCUUGGGUCUUUGCCACCAACUCUGCAAGGUAUGAAGGUUUAUCUUAAUGAUGAAAAAGAGUUAAUCUUGGAGCCAUCAUUCAAAUGGGCAGGGAAUCCUAAUAUUACUUUGCUUUUUAAGCAUUUGGAUUAAAAGCAACUGCCAGAUUUUGCAAUCGUCAUGAAUACGAGUGCUUGAUUUUUUGCUAAGUCUUGAUAAACAACUAACCGAUUGCUGGAUUUUUCAGCUUGUAGAGUUUUAGAUCUUUACAGCACCACGCAUUACCCUGAAACCUUUGGUCUCAAGCUUUCCAUGUUUCUGCAAAAAAAUUGAGUCACUUAUGGAUAAGGUAAUCCUGAGUCCCGACUGACACUUUGUGCUACUUGUCAUGCCAGUAUGCUCCUAGAAAAUAGAAGCUUAUGUUCAUAUUGGUGGUAGCUAUUCAGAGUUAAACAAAUCAGAAGAAAAACACCACUACAUAUGUAUCCCAAUCUAUUUACAGGUAGCCGGCCUACAGGGUAAGUAAAUAGAUCUUGCAAUAACUUCUUCUUAAGAAGAUAUAUUUGUUCCUUGCACACUGCAUAUUCCAAAUAAUCCUGGAUCGAUCAAUCAACAAUUUAGACUUUCAUCUCAUGAUAUUCCUUAUGGCAGCAUCCAUUUUUGGGAAAAACUAUUAUGCUUAUAUGCCUAUAUGGUACCGUGUGUAUUUUUAACAUUGGGUGCUCAAUUUGCUAGGCCCUCCCUGUCUCAUUUAUGCGCUUCUUAUGUACUUGCCUGAAGCAACUGAUGUUGCUAAUGCUGUCUUGGAUGGUAGGUCUUUCAACAUCUUGAAUAAUCUUUGAAAUACAGAGUAUAUUUUUCAAGUUUAUGCAUCUUAGAGCUCCUCCACUUUCCUCUCACCUUCCCCUGUAUUUCACCCAUUCAAACACAAACAAGUGCUUCACUUUCAUCUACUCCCCUACCAAACCAUUCAACCAAACAAAAGCUAAAACAAAAGCUUCUCAAUGCUUUUGGCGCACAUAUGCUGAAGCUUCUGAUAAUGAUCUACCUAUAGCGACAUUUUUCUUUGAGAUGUAAGUAUAAUCUCGUUAUAUAAAACUUCAAUUUGUAUAUUGAUCAAAAAUUUAUAUUUCUUCAAGAAUUGUGUCAUUUUAUUUGUUCACAAACUUUGCAUGACAGAUCUGAAGCAUGGGUAAGCAGCCUAUUUUGAUGCAGACGUCAAUUGGUUAUUUGUCUUUCAUAUUUUAUUUGUUCACAAACUUUGCAUGACAGAUCUGAAGCAUGUGUUCUUGUACAUUGUAUGAGAGGAAUAAACACGUGUGAAUGCUUGUUUCAUUAUACCUCUCUCAGUUGAGGGAUAUGGGCAUGAUGUUGGUUUCAGAGUCCAUUUUAAAUAUUAAUGAAAGUGAAUUUGUUGAUUAGUAAAUGGUAUUGUUAAAUGCACCAAACUUUUACAAAUAAAUCAUAGUUAAAUGUUUGAUUCAAGCUUUAAAAGUUAUCUCGACUUUCAGGUCCCCUAAUUACUUUAAGACAAUUGAAACUGAAGGUUGGAAACUUGCACAAAGCUAUCAACGGGUGAAAGAGCGUAUGCGAGAGAUUGAACUAACUUGAGGUUUUUCGGCAUUCCCCAGCUAUAUGGAAUUUCAAGAUUUUUUGUCCUCUGCCCUUGUCAAUUCCCAGCCGAGUCUUUCAUCCGUCCUUGUCCCAGUCGUCGCCUAAAUACUCCAAGAAGAGGAUGGAGUACCAAGGGAGAAUUUGCAUGUCCUAUAUGUGGAUUUGGUACUGCUUCAAAAUAGCUUCAAUUUGGAAGAAAGUUUUGUUAUAUGUGUCAUAGGAGAUGACUUCCAUCUAACCAUAGGUGGCGGUUUGAGACUCAAGCUUUUAAUGGAGAGCAAGAGCUACAGGUCGCACCUGCACCUAUUUCUGGGCAUUCAGCUUUACAACAUUUAGACGGGCUUGAGUUUGUGAGUUAUAAUGUCAAUAAUGGUCCAUGAAAAAAGAAAAGCAUUUUCUUUAUGUUGCCUUACCGGAAACAUUUAUUGUUACAUCAUAAGUCAUAACCUUGAUGUCAUGCACAUAGAAAAAAUGUGUGCGAGAACAUUUUUGGAACUUUGUUGGGACAGGGUAAAAAGUCUAAAUACAAUUACAAAUCAAGAUUAGACUUACAAAAAAUGGGUAUAAAAAAAGAACUUCACCCGAAAAAAGCGUCAAGUGAGCAAUAUAACGUACUUGCCUCGAGCAUGCUACCAAAUGACUCGAUCAGAAAAGGAGGCUUUCUUGAAAAUUCUUAUGUAUAUCAAACCACCUGAUGAUUUUUAUUCCAACAUCUCUUGUUGUGUGCAAUUGAAGGAUAAAAAACUUUUAGGGCUAAGAAGUUAUGAUUGUCACAUGUUGAUGCAAGAAUAUCUACCUAUUGCCCUAAGGGGGACAUUGCCAGACAAUGUUUCAUCAAUUAUCAUUGAACUGUGUUAUUUUUUUUAAGGCAAUUUGUUGUAAGAACUUGUCUAAACAUGACAUCUAGUUUCUUGAAAAGAAGGUUACACUAACCUUAUGCAUAAUGGAACUAUUUCCUUCUUUCUUUACUGUUAUGGUGCACUUAGUGGUUCAUUUGGUUGAAGAAUUGAGGAUGGGAGGUCCAGUAACUUUUAGGUGGAUGCAUUCUGUUGAAAGGGAACUUCUCACACUAAAGUCAUAUGUUCAUAAUAGAGCUUAUCCAGAAGGUUCAAUCGCUGAAGGUUAUUUAGCUAUGGAAAGUUUAACAUUUGUCUCUCGAUAUCUCUCCGGUGUUGAGACAUUGUUUACUCGAUCUGUGAUAAAUGACGAUGAGGGUGAGCAAAAUGAAAUUGAAGAGUUAAACUCACUUUGUCCUGGGCGUCCAUUAAGAAAAAGCAGAGAUUGUAAUGUCUCUUUUCGAAAGAGAAAGAGAGUAUCUCGUUGUGUGCUUGACAAGAAGUUGCUGAUACAAGCACAUCGUUAUGUCUUAUUUAAUGUCGAGUCAGUCAUGCCAUUUAGAGAGGAACAUAAAUCAAUCGUUAAGAAUAGAAAUAGUUCACGGCGACGACCCGAAUAUGAGAUUGAAAGACUUCAUUGCCAAGAAUUUAAUGAAUGAUUCCAAAACGGGUAUCUCGUUUAGUAGAAGAAGGUGAUGCAAGAGUGAGUGAGGAAGUUAAAUGGCUUGCUCUUGGCCCCCACACCUCUGCAAAGACAUAUUCUGGUUAUUUUGUUAAAGAGUAUCGAUUCCAUACAAUGGAUCAUGAGAAAUUCUUGAAAUCACAAAAUAGUGGCAUUGUUGUAACGCUAAAGAGUGAAUGUUAUGCUAGCUCCCGUGAUAAACAACCAGUUCUUGGUAUGAUCAACUAUAAUGGCUCAUUGAAAGACAAAAUUGAUUUGAACUAUUCUGGUAAACUACGAGUGAUUUUGUUCAGAUGUGAUUGGGUUGAUGUGAAUAGAGGUGUGAAGCGAGAUGAUAUGGGUACAACGCUGGUUAACUUUUCGUAUUUGGCACACAUAGGAACAAAUUUGCUUGAUGACCUCUUUGUUCUAGCCUCACAAGUUAAGAAAGUCUUCUAUGCUAGAGAUUGCAAGUCUAAGGAUUGGUUGGUUGUUAGGCAUGUCAAAGUUAGGGAUAUGUUUCAAAUGGGAAAUAAUGUUGAUCAUAGUAUACAUACGUCAAAUGAUGCAAUAUUUGAUGUACCAAACCUGCACAGAGUUGGAGUUGAUGAUGAUAAUGGAGUUGAUGUCACUCCAAUGAUGGAACAAGAAGUUAUGCAUGAUGAAGAUGAUGAAGAUGAAGAAGCUAGCAUUGUUGGUACUUAAAUUGAUAUAGUUCUUAUUAAUUAAGUUUAUGUUGUUGAUAUAGUUCUUAUUAAUUAAGUUUAUGUUGUUCUGUAUUGGAUGUGUACUGAUAGUGCUUUAACAACUAUCUAAUUCAUAAUAUCUUCUAGUUAUUUGUUCAUGGUUUGUGUGUAUCUUCUCCUAAUAAAAUAAUCAUUUCACAUAUUGUGUGUUUGUUAUACCC